Messenger RNA from Williopsis jadinii, 1945 nucleotides. Its product is annotated as aldehyde dehydrogenase. Bases 408 to 1910 code for a protein of 500 amino acids. The record is from RefSeq and is a predicted model, not a curated record. Lineage: Eukaryota; Fungi; Ascomycota; Saccharomycetes; Phaffomycetales; Wickerhamomycetaceae. The transcript has a single exon. Gene Ontology annotation, molecular function: oxidoreductase activity, acting on the aldehyde or oxo group of donors, NAD or NADP as acceptor.
CCGCAGUCUACACCCAACUCCAUCUCCCUCUCUCCACAGCAAAGCUAAUCUCACAGGGCUUUAGCACCUGCUGAACCUGCCCAGUUCGCUCUGUCUACACGCACACACGCACAGAAACGUCAAUUGAUCCGACUCCAUCAUUGGUUGUUUUUAUCUUAUCGCCUGUUUGGUCAAAAGUGCGCCGAGUUAGAUCAAUUCCUCCUCCCCAGUGCUCAUCGGCGCAGGCGGGCGGGCUCUCUCUCCCCAGGCAGAAGCUGAUAAGGGCUCCUCCGCCGAGAGAACGCCUCGGGCGGAGGAGAGUUGAAAAGGGCAUCGAAGUAGCCAAAACGUUUCCUGAACUUAUACCACGAUCUUGUCUCACGCAAGGAAUAGGGAACCUUUACUAGCGAAGAGCCUCCAUAGCAACGAUGUCUGACCUGUUUGUCGAAAUCACUUGUCCAAACGGACAAUCUUACAAACAGCCAACUGGGCUGUUCAUCAACAACGAAUUCGUGGCUGCAACCUCUGGAGAGUUUGUCGAGUCCAUCAACCCUGCCACGGGGAAGCCGAUCUGUAAGGUCCACGCUGCCGGUGUCGAAGACAUCGACAAGGCCGUGAAGGCAGCGAAGGCUGCCUUCCCAGCGUGGAAGCAGAUGGACGGGUGUGAGCGCCGUGACCUGCUGUUGAAGCUGGCGGCGCUGGUGGAAAGAGACCGGGACAUAUUGGGCGCACUGGAGGCCAACGACUCCGGCAAGCCAAAGGAUUCGAACGCGGUGUACGACGUGGAUGAGGUUGUUGCGCUGUUGAAGUACGUUGCUGGCUGGGCUGACAAGCUCGAAGGCUCUGUCAUCCCAGCUGGCCCAAACAAGUUUGCGUACACCAUCCGUGAGCCAAUUGGUGUUGUCGGCUGUAUCAUCCCGUUCAACUACCCACUAGCCAUGUUUGGGUGGAAACUGACUGCUCUGGCUGCUGGUAACUGUGCCAUCUUCAAAUCAGCAGAACAGACACCGCUGUCUGUGCUGUACUUUGCCCAAUUGUUCAAGGAGGCCGGCUUCCCACCUGGUGUUGCACAAGUGGUUUCCGGGUUUGGGAGAGUGGCCGGUGAUGCCCUCGUUAAGCACCCAGAUGUCCAGAAGAUUGCGUUCACUGGCUCCACUGCCACUGGUCGUGUUAUCCAGAAGGUUGCGGCUGACUACUUGAAGCCUGUCACCUUGGAAUGUGGUGGAAAGACCGCGUUGCUCGUGUUUGACGAUGCUGAUCUGGAACAGGCUGUCAAAUGGACUGCUUUUGGUAUCUUCUACAACAUGGGCCAGAUCUGCACUGGUUCAUCCCGUGCCUAUGUCCAUGAGUCAAUCUACGAGAAGUUCUUGCAAGAGUUGAAGGCCCAUGUCAUUGCCGAAUACCCACAAGGAUUGCCAUUCGAGGACGGCGUGGUGGUUGGUCCUCAGGUCUCUAAGGCUCAGUAUGACAAGAUCCUCAACUACAUCCAAUCUGGUAAGGAUCAAGGUGCCCGUGUCGUUCUUGGUGGUAAAGUCCCUGAUAGAAAGGAUCUACAAGAUGGUUACUUUAUUGAACCAACCAUCUUUGCCGAUGUGAAGCAGGACUUCAAGAUCGUGGAGGAGGAGAUCUUUGGCCCAGUGAUCUCGAUUGCCAAGUUCAACACUGAUGAGGAGGCUGUUUCGCUUGCCAAUGACAGUAUCUAUGCUCUUGGUGCUGCUCUCUUUACCAAGGACAUCACAAGAGCGCACCUCGUUGCUCAACAGUUAGAGUCUGGUAUGGUUUGGAUCAACUCCAAUAACGACUCUGACGUUAGAAUCCCAUUCGGUGGUAACAAGAUGAGUGGUAACGAAACAAGAGAGUUGGGUAAAUUCGGUAUCGAGGCAUUCACAGUGGCUAAGGCUAUCCACGUUAACCUGGGUAACAAGUUGUAAAAGGUACCGUCUUUGAUAUGCAAUCUACACUGCUA